Molecule: messenger RNA, 5850 nt
Organism: Apodemus sylvaticus (European woodmouse)
Lineage: Eukaryota; Metazoa; Chordata; Mammalia; Rodentia; Muridae
Gene: Abi2
Product: abl interactor 2
Exons: 10
Coding region: 266-1693 (475 amino acids)
Cellular component (GO): lamellipodium
Molecular function (GO): SH3 domain binding
Source: RefSeq, a predicted model, not a curated record
CGGAUGGAGGGGAGCGCGCGUGCGCGCGCCCGUCCGUCCGCCCGUCGCCGCGGUGACCGUCCUCGCGGCCGGUUGGCUCGCGCCCCGCCUCCAUCCCCGCCGCCCCCUCCCCUGGCGCGCGCCGUGGGGGGUGCUGCUCGCUCCUCCCGAUUCCCGCCGCGGUCGCCGCCGCUGCUCCUCCUCUCCCGGGCGUCGCGGCCGCUGCCUCUGCGGGCUGUAUGAGGAGGAGUAGGAGGAGGAGGAGGAGGAAGAGGAGGAUGUGAAGAUGGCGGAGUUGCAGAUGCUGCUGGAAGAGGAAAUCCCGGGGGGCCGCCGGGCUCUCUUCGACAGCUACACGAAUCUGGAGCGGGUGGCCGACUAUUGCGAGAACAACUACAUCCAGUCACCAGAUAAGCAGCGAGCCCUAGAAGAAACCAAAGCCUACACCACUCAAUCCUUAGCAAGUGUUGCGUAUCUGAUAAACACCUUGGCCAACAAUGUCCUACAGAUGCUGGAUAUCCAGGCAUCGCAGUUACGGAGGAUGGAGUCUUCAAUCAAUCAUAUUUCACAAACAGUUGAUAUUCAUAAAGAGAAAGUUGCAAGAAGAGAAAUUGGUAUUUUGACCACCAAUAAAAACACUUCAAGGACCCAUAAGAUUAUUGCACCAGCCAACCUUGAGCGGCCAGUUCGUUAUAUUCGAAAACCUAUUGAUUACACAAUCUUAGAUGACAUUGGACAUGGUGUAAAGGUGAGUACCCAGAAUAUGAAAAUGGGUGGACUGCCUCGCACAACACCUCCAACUCAGAAGCCCCCAAGUCCUCCUAUGUCAGGGAAGGGGACACUUGGGCGGCACUCCCCCUAUCGAACACUGGAGCCAGUGCGUCCUCCAGUGGUGCCAAAUGAUUACGUACCUAGCCCAACCCGUAAUAUGGCUCCCUCGCAGCAGAGCCCUGUGAGGACAGCUUCUGUGAAUCAAAGAAAUCGAACUUACAGCAGCAGUGGGAGCAGUGGAGGAAGCCACCCAAGUAGUCGGAGCAGCAGUCGGGAGAACAGCGGAAGUGGGAGUGUGGGGGUUCCCAUUGCUGUUCCUACUCCAUCUCCUCCCAGCGUCUUUCCAGGUCAUCCUGUUCAGUUCUACAGCAUGAAUAGGCCUGCCUCUCGCCAUACACCACCCACAAUAGGGGGCUCAUUGCCCUAUAGACGCCCUCCUUCCAUAACUUCACAAACAAGCCUUCAGAAUCAGAUGAAUGGAGGUCCUUUUUAUAACCAGAAUCCAGUAUCUCUUGCUCCUCCUCCUCCUUCCAUCCUACAGGUAACUCCUCAGUUACCUUUAAUGGGAUUUGUGGCCAGAGUCCAAGAAAAUAUUUCAGACACACCACCUCCACCACCUCCUGUGGAAGAGCCAGUCUUUGAUGAAUCCCCCCCUCCACCUCCUCCUCCAGAAGAUUAUGAAGAGGAGGAAGCAGCUGUGGUUGAGUACAGCGAUCCUUACGCUGAAGAAGACCCACCAUGGGCACCACGGUCUUACUUGGAAAAGGUUGUGGCAAUUUAUGAUUAUACAAAAGACAAGGAAGAUGAGCUGUCCUUUCAGGAAGGAGCCAUUAUCUAUGUUAUCAAGAAGAAUGACGACGGUUGGUAUGAGGGAGUUAUGAAUGGUGUGACUGGCCUCUUCCCUGGGAACUAUGUUGAGUCCAUCAUGCAUUAUUCGGAGUAGAGCCCGGCACAGCAGUGCUUCUGUCUUAGGAGGUCAGGUUUUCCCAGAUUAGCCAGAGGCCCUGGGACUUUCCUCCCAGUGAGAUGAAUGAAGCAUACAGUUGAUAACCUUAGUCCUUUAUUACCGUUUUGGUUUAUCCCCUAGUAUCAGAAACUGAAAGCCAAGUCUGAACAAGUGGAUCUUCUUGCUGUCAAUUGCAAUAUGCUAUCUAGAUUGAAAAUGUGACCAUUUCUCAGUCAUGAAAAGCAUACCAAUAUGAACAAAUAGCUAAGACACAUAAGACCAAGACUGACUUGAGAAAAAAUAUCUGGGAUCUUUCUCAGGAAUACUGUAUACCCUUGGAUCUCUCUUCCUGCAGAAUCUGUGACAUUGGACACUCACUGCCUCUGCCUUGGGGCUAACCUUGGGGCCUGGUGGACACCCUUGCCCUUUACUUUCAGUAUAUGGAGAAGGAGGAACCAGUGUUUAAAUACUUUAUUUAACUAGUUUUCGAUUCCUUAAAAAGGCUGUUUUCUUCUUUAACACUGUAAAUCCUGUGUUCUCCUAGCACUGGAGUGCGCUAGGUCUGUUAAUCCUCAACUCCCUUGCAUCCUGUCCUGUUUGUAGAUUAUAAGGAUGACAAAAUGUGAAAGUCUCCAAACAUUCCCAGGGUUGUUAACAGUUUGAUUUUAAUGUACUGCUGCAUGAGACUGCAUUGCUGAUAGCAGCCAGUAAAACCGAUGUGAAAUGUGGUGUAGGUGCUUCAUGUACUGAGGUGAGCUUGUUGGACACGAAGGCUCCUAAGGAUCUCCAGCCUUAGGUGCUGUUUCAGAGUGGGGCCUAGGAAGUCAGACCAGCUAUUACUGUUCUUUUGAUAUUCAAAAACAUCCCCCUUCCCCCUCUUUUUUUUUUUUUUUUUUUUUUUUUUUUUAAGCAGAGACUAGUUGUCAAGUCUCUUGACAGUCACUGGACUGAGAAUGAAAGGCUGCUACUGUGCUCUUGGACCAUUAUCAAUGGCAGUGUUAGCUGAUGCCACGUCAUUUUUAUUCUCUCAGCUAUGGAAAAAUAAGUAUUCUCCUGAUUUGAAGUGAUUAGACUCUAAAGUAGCACUCCUAGUAAUAGUCUGAACCUUGUGAUUCAGAGUAAAGAGUGUGCUGGAAAAGACUAAUAGGGUAAAAUACUUCCCCAAUCACACUGAAGAAAAUCAGUAUGUGUUUGAAAUGAUUGGCAUCUCCCUCAUCUACUGAAAAGGAAGAGGAGGUAAAGCUUUUGUAAUCCAGAUGUAGGCCUUCCUCGCACAUGCUGCCUAGUGAUGCUAGAGCAAGUGCUGUAGAUGUGAAGAGAAACAGACUGUAAGGCACUAACACUCCACUGGUUGAUCUGUUGUCCACACCUGUGGCUUCACUGUGCAACUCGGAUGCAAACAGUGUCCUUCUCAAGACCUUUUUGCUUUAAGGUUGCAGGGUAUUGUUGGCUUUAGACAUGGUGUUCCUCCUGCUCUAGCCUCUCAAAUACUAGGAUUAUAAGCAGGAGCCACUACAACUGAAGCAGCAGGCUUUUUUUUUUUUUGGUAUUAAUUUUAUUUUCAAACUACAUUGCACAUCAGCUAUUACACUUAGAGAUUUUUUUUUCCUGAAUGCUUUGGAUCCUUUAACUUCUGGUACACUUUUCACUUCCUGGUUUUGUUAGGUCAUCUUGACUGUCUUCAGGAUAUGUGCCUGAAGCCUUAACUCCAUUAUGGACCCAAACAAGACUAUAUAUGAACGUUUAACUCUGAUUGUAUUGGUACAUGGAAACUUUUGAAAAUAGUUGCACUAAUUAUUUAUUUAAGUAGCCUUUUUCUGAACAAGCUUAGUGGAUUAAUAAGACAUCUGGAAACCCAGCAAACAACUAGCUUUUGUAGUCAUAGAAACAACUGGUGGUAGGCACCAGGAAUACAGCUUACCUUUUGGACCCCUGCUCAAUUGGGGUUUGCAGAAAACACUUGUGAAAUCCUUUGUGCUGAAGACUUGCACUGGGGGUUAAUCCAUGGGACAGAUGACUCCCCCCUUGUAUUAUUGAGUACUGGUAUGCUUUUACAAACAAAACACAAAAUACUGGCUGUUGGCCUUUUCUCCCAAUCUUAAAUUUUUGUGACUUUUAAUCCUAUGAAUUGUCUUGGAAGGAUACUCUGUAACAACGAGCCAGGCCCACAGUAAUUGGAGACUUUUAAUGUAUGUAAUAUUUUAUAGAUUGCAUGCUGUUAAUAUUGUGAGGUUAUUUCCUGUUUUAUUGUAAAUUUUCCCAUUUAUUUGCCCAUAAACUAAAAUAUGGUUGAUAUUAGGAAUUUUAAACAAAUGUUGAAACUUUGCUGACCAGAAUGCAACCACUUUACCAAGACACAGGUACUGAGGACUCUGGUCUAUCCUGAAAUGUCUGAUUCUGUGCACAGUUCCUUUACCCUUUAAAAAAAAAAAAAGAAAAGAAAAGAAAAGAAAAAAGAAAAAAAAGGAAAAAAAAAGACUGGACAUGUCUCUCUCUCUCUCUCUUUUUUUCUUUUAAUAUUUAAAGGUUCAAGGAUCUGAGUGAGCAUACAUUCUUGUGUUUGAUCUUAUAGCCAAGGCAAAUUAGAAGCAAAAAUAGUGCCAAUAUUUUGAAAUCUAGACCCAAGAUUUCAGCCUGCUGUGUUUGGAAUAAAUAUGAACUUUUCGGGACAUCUCCUACAAAUAUUUGCCUUUUGGCUUCUUCUGUCUUCCUGAGAGGUGCUUGCUGCCUGCCCUCAUCUAGGGAUUAGCGCAGGGCUGCUGAGUUUGCUAUUCUUAAGUCACUGGGUGACGAUUUUAUCCCCUCCUUUCCUUACCAGUACUACUGCUGUUUAUAUUGCCUGGCUAGAGACUGGUUUGUGCAUCUUUACAAGUGAUGUCUACCAUGUAGUUGCCUCAUUAACAGUCUUAUGUUGAUUAAAGAUGAUUCUUAGGUGUGGGACAUCAAAACGAUAGCUUGCUUUUAUCUUUCAGUUCUCAUUUUCUUUUAAGGUCAUCUUUCUGCAGUACAACUUGUUUUACUCCUUUCUCCUUAUGGAGAGAGAGAACAUGGUUAGUCCUGAAGGCCACCUUACUCCUAAAAAGGGCUUUGGUGGAAGAAAUGGCAGUUAGACUACCAAAUCUUUGAUAUGAAUGGGAGCUGUUUAUGUCUGAAUAGCUUUGGCCAGGAGCUUCUCUAGAAGGUGACAUUUCCCUAACAGCAUUUACUUGGAAUCAGAGUUGUUGAACUAAUAAGCUUUAACAGUGUUUGUCGGGGCUCACUUUAAUGAUGGGGUUAGAUGCUUUGUUUUAGAUAAACAGCUAGUUAGUUCUUGACUCAUUGCUUGGUUCUCUUUCCACUGUACCAACUGUUGUAACUAAACAUGCUGUACUUUUCUUUAGAAAUAGAGUUCUACCUGUUUUCAGGAUUAUACUUGAAAAAAUAUGCCAUGUGUUGAUAAAUAACCAUCAAAGUAUUCAGAUUGCUUAGAGGAAUUCAAGUGCAACCUGAGUGGAAAUAAUCAUCCACCCCUUCUAAAACUUAAUUCAUAAAGCUGUGUGUAGCAAGAAUGCAUUGCAUUAGUUCUGUGCUGGCAGGAACAGAGGGAGCACAAUAAAGCACACAGCCUUACUUAGGAGAGCCUUACAGAGUUACUAAAUGGAGGCACUGAGCUGGCUAUCUAAAUAUACUUUAUGCUCUUUGUUUUAUUGAGAAUCUCGUUUAAAAAAAAAAAGCAAAAACAAAUGAAAUGACAGGGCCUAGCUGUGUAAAUGACCUUGCUAAAUAUGUUAAUUUUUUGUAAAAAAAAAAAAAAGCUUAUUUUCACAUUAAACUGAAGCCUCUUUUGCAAGUUCAGAAAUCUAUGGAAAAGCAGUUUUUAAUCAUAUUUUAUGUCCAUGUACCUUUUUUUCUUAAUAAAAUGGUUUACAAAAAGAAUGUAAACAAUUUAUGAUCUGAAGUUACACUAAUACACUAAGAGUUCCCAGAGAGUUGGUGGUACCGAGUGAAAAACCAUUCAGGCAACCUGAGCAGACAGCUGUUGCCAGUGACAUUCCUUCUGUGCGCCAUUAAGCACCUCCAGAUGAAUGAGGGACAUUCACUUAAUUUUUAAAUUGUAUUUGGAAUAAUUACUGCUGUGUACUAAGAACUUGACCCAAAUAAAAAUACACGAAGUA